AUGUCCACGGGGCCCAACCCAAGAGCAAACAUACCAGCCCAAAGAACAGCACAGAACGUUUUACCAAUUAAUGUUUGCCGGCAGAUGUCUGAAGGAGUAUUUGCAAUUAUUGGUCAGAAGACAAUGCAAACAGCAGAUAUUGUCCAAGCGUUUACUACGACAUUUCACAUGCCAUAUCUUACCCCUAGCCUAUCUCGGGAUACCAUUAGAAAACAUUCUAAAUAUGAGUUACAUAUGAAACCAGAUUUUACACAAGCUUUGAUUGAGAUGAUUAGUUUUCUCGAGUGGGAUCAUGUACAUUAUUUAUACGAUUCGGACGAAGGCAUGAUUCGCUUACAGAAGAUGUUUAAAUCGAUGAGAAAUGCGAGUAUAGCUUGGUUUAACGUGAAACGAUUUAACGAUAUACACCAUGUACAUGAAGAUCUCCGCCAGAUUGAUCGUGGAGAUAUCAACGCUACUAAAUCAUUCGUCCUAGAUCUUUCUUCUGAAGAAGCUUAUAAGAUAGUUUUAAAACAGAUUCCUGAAGUUGGAAUGAAUAAAUACGGCUACAAUUACUUACUGGGAACAUUGGAUUUUAAAAGUUUAAAUUUGUCUCGCUAUCGACAUGGUGGAGUCAAUAUAACUGGUUUUCAGUUAAUAGACGAUCAGAACAGCGACAAUCGAGAAUAUUAUAGAGAGAUGAAGAAAAUGAAAAUAACAUCAUCAGGCUUUGAUAGGAGAGAAACGAUACCGUCCAGUGCAGCGUUAAUCGUAGAUGCAGUUCUCUCCCUUGAUGAUGCCAUCGAGUCCAUGUUAGACAAUGAUACGGAUGUAUUUAGAUAUACAUUCAGACGGAAACAUGUAUAUAAUUAUAACAGAACUCGCGGAGUGCCCUGUACCACCGACCCCCCUACACCAUGGAUGCAUGGCAAUACAAUUUAUAAACUGUUACGAACGCGGAAGCCCCCUGGAGUUUCUGGCCAGUUAACAUUUGAUAAAAAGGGUUUUAGACAGGAUUAUAAACUAGGGGUUUAUACCGUCAAUUUGGAAACUGGGCCUUAUAAGCUGGGAACGUGGUCUUCGGGAAUCGGGUUUAGAAGUAUAUAUGAUGGCAGUCGAGAUAAAAACAGACAUGGUUACAGACCGCUGAAUAAUUCUACCACAAAAGUUAUAACCUCCAUAUUGUCCCCACCAUUUCUAAUGGAACAAACGCACGAUGAUGAUGGUACUCCAUUGAUUGGCAACGACAGAUUUUCAGGUUAUGCUAAAGAUUUAAGUGAUCACAUAGCUAAACUAUUAGGCUUUGAAUAUGAAAUUCGACUCGUUAAAGACAGGAAAUACGGCUCUAAAAAUCCGAAAACUAAAGAAUGGAAUGGUAUGAUUGGUGAAUUAAUCAGGCAUGAAGCCCACUUGGCCGUAGCGCCAUUAACAAUUACAGCCGACAGAGAACGAAACGUAGAUUUCUCCAAACCGUUUAUGAACAUUGGUAUCAGUAUUAUGAUCCGACAACCAGAUAAACAAAAGCCCGGUGUGUUCUCCUUUAUGGAGCCGCUCUCCUUCCAGAUCUGGAUGUGUAUAAUUGUAGCUUAUGUUGGUGUUAGUGUUGGGUUGUUCUUGGUCAGCAGGUUUAGUCCAGUUGAAUGGAAAAAAACUGAGAAUGGUUUAGAAAGUUUCCGAAAUGAAUUUUCAUUGAUGAAUUCAUUUUGGUUCUCCAUGGGCGCUCUUAUGUUCCAAGGAAGUGACGCUUGUCCGAGGUCUAUAUCAGGGCGUAUAAUAGGAGGUGUCUGGUGGUUUUUCGUUUUAAUAACGAUAUCAUCGUACACCGCUAACCUUGCUGCCUUCUUAACCAUUGAAAGAAUGUUAACACCUAUUGAGUCAGCUGACGAUCUGUCCAAACAAACUGAAAUCAAAUAUGGAAUGAUCACUUCAGGAACCACUAAAGAAUUUUUUAAGAACUCUGCCGUAGCUACCUACGCUAGAAUGUGGAAUUACAUGAGCACAACACCAGACGUCAUGGUCGAAAGUAUACAAGAAGGAAUUGAUAAAGUGCGGAAUUCCAAAGGAAAAUAUGCCUUUUUAAUAGAAUCGUCGAAUAAUGAUUAUGUUAACAACAGAAAACCAUGCAACACUAUGAAAGUUGGUCCCAAUUUAAAUUCUAAAGGAUUUGGUAUAGCAACUCCUCGGGGAUCUGAUAUGAGGGACAAGAUCACUCUUGCUGUAUUAACUUUAAAAGAGGAUGGUACAUUACAUACCUUACAUAGACGAUGGUGGUACGAGAAGGGUGAAUGUGGUAUGGACGGUGGGUCGAAGGACACAGGGAAACAGUCUCUAUCAUUAAGUAAUGUUGCUGGUGUCUUCUAUAUUUUAAUCAGUGGUCUUGUCUUCUCAAUAUUACUCGGAGUUUUUGAAGUUUUGUAUUAUAGACGAAAUAACAUGAAAGGAACAUAUCUACGUGGGACAGAAACAUCCCAAACUAUCGUCAGUAGCACACCCAAUGAAAGACCAGUAAACGAUGAUAGAGCACUACCUUACGAAAACUAUAACAACGAUAAAUUUGUUUCCGAGUAUACGUACAGUGCCCCGGGAACGAUAGGAUUUGACGGUUUUAAUAGGGACGGAUCUGUUCCAAUAGGGUUUGAAGGUUACAACAGAGAUGGGACGAGAUCCAUUGGAUUUGAAGGAAUAAACGGUGACAAUAUAAAUACAGUGAAUUGA
Messenger RNA from Lottia gigantea (owl limpet), 2694 nucleotides. RefSeq lists its product as hypothetical. Gene Ontology annotation, cellular component: postsynaptic membrane; plasma membrane. Lineage: Eukaryota; Metazoa; Mollusca; Gastropoda; Lottiidae. The record is from RefSeq and is a predicted model, not a curated record. Gene Ontology annotation, biological process: modulation of chemical synaptic transmission; synaptic transmission, glutamatergic; monoatomic ion transport. The transcript has 18 exons. The coding region runs from base 1 to 2694 and encodes 897 amino acids. Gene Ontology annotation, molecular function: glutamate-gated receptor activity; transmitter-gated monoatomic ion channel activity involved in regulation of postsynaptic membrane potential.